AUGUGCAACUCAUCCUGGCUUUCCAUUUCUAUAAAGUAUGCGGAUAUCGGACACAGCGACAGAUCAACCUCCUCCAAGUCUUCUGUUAACCAGAGAAUCUUGACGAUGAAAAAGCUAUGGUGGUGCUGCUUCGCUCGUGACCGGGUCAUAUCCUUAGGCAUGCGUCGGCCAGUGCAAAUUAAAAUUGACAACUGCCCGUUUCUGAAGAGAAAACUCUCCUUGUGUGAUUUUGAAGAUGAAAUGAGUCAGUCAGAGGCCUACGGCUAUGAUACAAAAAAGGCCCUUGCGAGUAUCUUCCUUGCGCAAUGCGAUUUCUCCCAUGUUGCAACAGACCUCCUCACCUUGGUCUACCCUGAACAACCCAGCUCGAAGAAAGGCGAUUUUCGUCAAGCUCACAUCAUGUUUCAAGAAAUGAUGGAUAUUCAGCUAAAACUUUCGGCCUGGUAUCUUGAAUUUGCUACCUACACUGGAGGCGACGGGUACAAUGUUCACUAUUCUUCACGACUUUUCUCGUCCUUGCUUUCAAUGUACUACCAGUCAGCUCGAAUGGCUCUAUGCAACCACGCCAACCGUCUGAUUGCAGACUACGAUUUGUCAGAAUUUCUACAAGCAACAAUAAAGUCAUAUAACGCAGAGCUCUGUGACGCGGUUACCGACAUGACAGAAAGUUUCAAGGACCUCGCUGAUGCUAACAUGGUGAAAUAUCUUCCUGCAAGCGCGCUGAACCAGUCUGGCAUGUACGGUAUUCCCUCUGAUUCUAUGGGGAACGAACGUUCUCCUCUCUUCAACGCCCGCUGA
Messenger RNA from Penicillium cosmopolitanum, 798 nucleotides. RefSeq names its product fungal specific transcription factor domain-containing protein. Gene Ontology annotation, biological process: DNA-templated transcription. The record is from RefSeq and is a predicted model, not a curated record. Bases 1 to 798 code for a protein of 265 amino acids. Lineage: Eukaryota; Fungi; Ascomycota; Eurotiomycetes; Eurotiales; Aspergillaceae. Gene Ontology annotation, molecular function: DNA binding; zinc ion binding. The transcript has 3 exons.